AUGGGCGUGACAUCCUUCGAAAGGCAUUCGAGAAAGGACGCCCCUCAAGCAGCCAAUCUGGACUUUGACGCCCGCGUCCCCAUCCCCUUCAGUGUCUUCCCGUCGUCGUACCGGAGUGACGCUGCUGCCGCUGUCUCUGAGUCGACUCAGGAGAGAGUAGAGGGCGAGGUCAAGUUUUCAGGUGCUUCGCGCGUCGGACGGGAAGAUACUCGAUACGAAGGCCCCCUCCCAGCACCCAGAACCUCGACCACCCAGCAAGCCACUGCGUCGUUUGACCAGCGUUUUGACAACGAGGAGUUCCGUCCAGUCACCGCAGACUACAGACAGACCACCGUCGUAGCUCACGAGGAACACCCCAGCCACCACCACCAGCAACACCAGCAUCAGCAUCAGCACCACCAGUACCAACAGCACGUCCCUGAAGUCCAGCUUUCCCGCGAAAGAUACGUCGAGACCAGAGACCGUCGAGAGUCUGAACUUGAUACCCAGCUUGACAUCACUGAGCGCCAAUACCGUUCCCGUACUGAUCCUCGCUACCAAGCCCAGUACGAGCCUGAACCCCACCAAGUCCGAGACGUAGAUUUCGGGUACAGCAGCAACAGCCGUACCUACAGCUCCGUCGAGAAGCCAACCGACAAAGUUCGUGAAGUCGACGUCGCCUACACCCGCGCCUACGAGACCGUCGAUUCAGCCCGCCCACCAGUCGAAGUCCGUGACAUCGACUAUCAGGAGCAGACCAAGAAGUCAGAUACCCUCAACCUCAUCUCCGAUCACCGCGUAGUUCAGGAACAAGACCCCAAAGCCAAAAUGGGUUACUACGACGACGAAGGUCAGUACCACUCCUUCCGCCGCGGAGUCGAGCGCGCUGCCGAGCGCGUGCUACACCCAUUCCACCACCGCCACCACAGCCACAGCCACACCCACGAAGAUGGAAUCAUUUCUGACGAGCGCCGCGUGGUUGAAGGUGCCCCCCGUAACGAGAACGUCCGCGUUGUCCAGCCCCGCGGUGGACACCCCCCAGACACCAUCACCAUCCCCUGCCACUUCAUCCGCAUCGGCGACCUUUUGAUCCUCCAGGGCCGUCCUUGCCAGGUCAUCCGUGUCUCCGUUUCCCAGCAGACCGGCCAGCACCGUUACCUCGGUGUCGACCUCUUCACCCGCCAGCUCCAUGAGGAGUCCAGCUUCAUCUCCAACCCAUCCCCAUCCGUCGUCGUCCAGAGCAUGCUCGGCCCCGUCUACAAGACCUACCGCGUCCUCGACAUGCGUGACGACAACCGCCUCGUUGCCAUGACCGAGACUGGUGAUGUCAAGCAGGGCCUCCGUGUCGUCGACCAGGGCAACCUCUUCAACCGCAUCUCCGAUGCCUUUGCUGAGGGCCGUGGCUCCGUCCGUGCCCUCGUCAUCAACGACGGUGGCCGCGAGCUCGUCGUCGACUACAAGGUCAUCCACGGUUCCAGACUUUAG
Molecule: messenger RNA, 1464 nt
Organism: Nannizzia gypsea CBS 118893
Lineage: Eukaryota; Fungi; Ascomycota; Eurotiomycetes; Onygenales; Arthrodermataceae
Product: woronin body major protein
Exons: 3
Coding region: 1-1464 (487 amino acids)
Biological process (GO): positive regulation of translational elongation
Molecular function (GO): translation elongation factor activity; ribosome binding; RNA binding
Source: RefSeq, a predicted model, not a curated record